Messenger RNA from Folsomia candida, 2971 nucleotides. RefSeq names its product zinc finger protein 320. The transcript has 10 exons. Gene Ontology annotation, molecular function: RNA polymerase II cis-regulatory region sequence-specific DNA binding; protein binding; DNA-binding transcription factor activity, RNA polymerase II-specific. Bases 325 to 2550 code for a protein of 741 amino acids. The record is from RefSeq and is a predicted model, not a curated record. NCBI's taxonomy places the organism in Eukaryota, Metazoa, Arthropoda, Collembola, Entomobryomorpha, Isotomidae. Gene Ontology annotation, biological process: regulation of DNA-templated transcription.
UAAACACACGACACCCACUAACCUAUGCUCACUACCACUAUAGAUUAAUAACAAUAUUCCUGAUUAAAUUCAAAAUUUUUUAUUUCUGGCUUUUCCAGGUCACCAAAAUUUAAAAUGAAGAGAAUUAAAUUAUUAUGAAGGUGCAAAAAAAUUGGGAGGAAGAUAAUGCUUGUGCUACAAAAAUUUUGUCAUUAAAGGACGAAUUCCCCCUUGAAAUUGUGAAUUACUGAUGGUAGUUCUUACAAAUUGUGGACAGUACGUUUUAAGAAGUGGUGUUGCCUUUAUAUUUGGUCAAAAUAGAAGUGGGGUGCAAGUUUAGUUCAGAUGAAGAAACUCCUUUGUCAGGCAAAGGAUGUUCAGCUCCAAAUAAACAUGCUCGAGCCCCCUGUCGCAAAGUUGGGGUUGCUGGAAUUAGCUCAUCGUGCGUAUCAAACUGGAGAUUACGAAAAUGCUGAGCUACAUUGUAUGGAAUUAUGGCGACAAGAGCCGACAAAUACGUCCAUGCUUCUCCUUUUAUCUUCCAUUCAUUUCCAGUGCCGUCGAUUAGACAAGUCUGCAUCCUACAGUAAUAUGGCAAUAAAGCAGAAUCCACAUUUGGCGGAAGCCUAUUCAAAUCUUGGGAGCGUUUACAGGGAGAAGGGCCAAUUACAAGAAGCCCUAGAAAAUUAUCGACACGCCAUCAGACUAAAACCAGAGUUUAUUGAUGGCUGCGUAAAUCUUGCUGGCACUUUGAUCGCUGUAGGAGAAAUGGAUCAAGCUAUCAAAAUAUAUGUCACUACGUUGAAGUACAAUCCAGAGCUAUACUGUGUGCGUAGUGAUCUAGGAAACUUGCUCAAAGAGAUUUGCUCAAAUUUUCUUGGAAAGGUGCAAGACGGAAAAGUGAAGAAACCCCCAAAAAAUGAAAAAGACGUCCUUCCACAGACUGAGAAUAAUACAGUAACAGAAUCUCUGCCAGGGUUAGAAAUUGGUAGCAAAUCACUUGCUACCAUUGUAGAAAGCGAAACAGAGGUACAAUUUGACGGGGAUGAAGAAGAAAAGUCUUCUCUGACAGAGGAUGAAAAUAUUUGCACCGACUGCGACAAGCAUUUCAUCACCAUAUCAAAGUUGGAAGCUCAUAUCAAAGCUAUGCAUUCAUCCCCUGCAGUUCCCUGUGAGAAGCCGAGUUCUCGAAAAAAACGUGCCUGUGUCCAAAGAAAUUUGGCUAAAAAGCAAAAGAGAAAUGAACCUGUAAUAAAGUUGGAUGUGUUAAAGACUGAGAAAUAUUUUGACGAGUCUUUCCAAGAUAUUGAAAUCGAAAAGGAAGCCACUGCUAUUCCAAGUGAUGCAGAAUUGGAGUUUGAUGAUGAAGACGAAUAUAUCUUAGGAGAUGAGAAUCUUUGUCCAAGCUGUGAUAAGCUAUUUGCUACUAGAUCCAAAUUGGAAGCACACGUGAAGAAAUUACAUCCUGAUUUGGCAAUGGAGCUUGCAUCAAUUGAGAAUAAAGGUGGAAAUAAGAAGAAAAGGUCGCCCACGGGUCAGCGGAAACAGGAAGUUCUCAAGUGUGCCGUUUGUGAUCGAAUAUUCAAUCAUCGCAACUCCAUGGUUUAUCAUAUGAGAAGUCACACUGGCGAACGUCCUCACCAAUGUGAGCAAUGUGGAAAAAGUUUUUUCGCUACUUCCGCUUUAAAGGUGCACAUGAGACUUCACUCUGGAGAAAAACCAUAUAAAUGUGAGCACUGUGGUCGAAGUUUCCGGCAAUGGGGUGAUCUCAAAUACCAUGUUAUCUCAAUUCACUCAGACAUAAGACAAUAUCAAUGUGAAUUUUGCGGAAAAGACUUUGCUCGCAAGUACAGUUUGAUCGUCCAUCGAAGAAUUCACACUGGAGAAAGGAAUUACCAAUGCGAUUUUUGCGAUAAGACAUUUCGAGCUGCCAGUUAUCUCCAGAAUCACAGAAGAAUUCAUACGGGAGAGAAACCACAUUCUUGUAAUAUCUGUGGAAAGCCAUUUCGAGUUCGAUCGGACAUGAAACGCCACAUGUCUUCUCACAAUCGUGAAAAUUCAAAUCUUCCAGCUACAUCCUCUUCUACAAACAAUUCUACGUCAUCAAAUAAUACUACGACUACUACUGCGACCACUACCGUGUCCGUUGCUACAACAUCGAGAUCGUCCAUUCCUGCAGGAUCUACUAUAGUUGCUGUCGGAACAAAUUCUCCAAGUGGCCAGAUCAUAAACUCGACCCCAAUUACUCAACAUCUAGCCAUAAGUGGGGUUGAUGCGAGUUCUUCUGGAACAAUCCGUACUGUUGGCCCUUCGCAAACACAAAUUAUUCAAUACGAAGUCCAGCAGUCCAAUGACGAACUGAUUAAUUCAGAUCUCGGUGAUGCAACUCCAAUCAAUAUAACUUUGAGCCAAGGUGGUUCUUCGGCUGAUCUCAGCGUGGCUGCGGUAGCGACUCUCCAGGAUUUACCGGAAGGUGUAAUUUAUCAAAAUCGAGACGGACAGAUGGAAACGGUAACCUUACGGGAGAGUUCAACAGGAACGUUGUACGUCUGGCCCGUAUUUAUGAAUUAAAGACAAAAUCUUAUCAAGUAAAGAAUGUUUGAAACAACUUCUACCAAGUUACAGUUAUUAAUGUUAAAUAAUUUUGAGAUCUUGUUAACUUUAUUGCUAAAUACAUAUAAUGCCUUCACAUCAACUGUAUUUUACCAUUUUCUAUAAAUUCACUAUUGUAGAAUUAAAUUCAAAUUAUAUUAAGCUAUUGGCUGUCCGUAAACGUUACACAAUAUAAUGUACACAUUUAGUAAUUCGAGGUAGGCGUAACGUUUUACGCAAUUUACGGACAGUCCACAAACUGACAUAAUAAUGACUUCUUCCAACUUUAUACACAAAUUUAUAUUUUAAUAUGUACGAUUAGCAUACCAUUUCAAAUGUGAUAUGGGUAAUUGUUAUCUAAAAAACGAAUAUACCAAACGCAUUCAAAUGAAAAAUUAAA